Messenger RNA from Cricetulus griseus (Chinese hamster), 1458 nucleotides. The record is from RefSeq and is a predicted model, not a curated record. NCBI's taxonomy places the organism in Eukaryota, Metazoa, Chordata, Mammalia, Rodentia, Cricetidae.
AUGAGUACAUUUGAAGAGGGUCCUGAGCCAGUAACAGUCGAGAUUGUAAGCUCUGUCUUACUUACUGAGGACACAGAUGGGAACAUCAUUCUUUGCCUUCAGAAUGAACCUGAAGAAAUGGAAAACCCUACUGACCCUCCAAAUAAGAGGCCUUGUUUGUCCUCAGAAGGUGAUGAGACUUAUUACAUGCAACCUGUUGCAUUCCCACUACCAGAAAUGGAACAGAGAUUUGAGUUGGACACAACCACAGCCACAGAGGAGGCAGAUGAAGAGAUUACUGAAGGAACUAUGAUGCAGUUACAUAUUUUACAGGAUGACAAUCCAGAUGAAGGAGUUCCCCUGGCUAAUAAGGAAGAGUCAAUCAUUAACAAAGCAUGGUUCACAUGUAAAAGAGUUAAAGAGAAUCUAGUCAAACAAGGACAUACAUGGAAGCAGGGGAUGUGGUCCAAGGAAGAAACAGAUAUUUUGAUGAGCAACAUUGAACGUUACAUGCAGGAACAUGGAGUAGAGAAUGCUGCAGAAAUUAUUUUUAAGAUGUCAAAAGGUAAACGCAAAGAUUUCUACAGAUCUAUAUCUUUGGGUCUGAAUCGGCCUUUGUUUUCAGUUUAUAGAAGAGUGGUACGAAUGUACGAUGACAGAAACCAUGUGGGAAAGUACACGCCUGAAGAAAUUGAGAAGCUCAAGGAGCUCUGGCAGCAGCAUGGCAAUGACUGGAUAAAAAUAGGUGCCGCCAUGGGAAGAAGUCCAUCUUCUGUGAAAGACCGAUGCCGACUGAUGAAACAUCCUUGCAAUGCGGGAAAAUGGAGUGAAGAAGAAGAACAGAUUCUUGCAGAUGUGGUUCAUGAAUUGACAUCCACUGCUGUGGGCGAUAAAGUCACACAGGGUGUGUGUUGGGCAUCUGUGGCUCAACGAGUAGGUACUCGCUCAGCAAAGCAGUGUCGUGCCAAAUGGCUCAACUACCUGAACUGGAAACAGACUGGAGGCAUUGCAUGGAGCAGGAAAGAUGAAAUCACUCUCAUCCACAGAGUAGCAGAACUUGAUGUAGCUGAUGAAAGUGAAAUUCAAUGGGAUACCUUAGCUAAAGGAUGGGAAAGUGUUCGGUCACCACAAUGGCUGCGAAGUAAAUGGUGGACCAUGAAAAGGCAAAUUACAAACCAUAAGGACAUUACAUUCCCAGUUUUAAUACAAUGUCUUCAACAAUUAUAUGAGAACCAAAAUGCCAGCCUCAUGUUUUGGGAGAAUCAAUCAGAAUCUGAAGUGUCUGAUAGCAACCCUGAUAACAGUGUUCAACAAGUCCCCUUCGUAGUCGCGGGUGAAGAAGAUGAUAAUGCAUCAAUCUGUGCAGUCCCGGUGACAGGAUUACAAAUUACACUCGAGGUCGUACCUGCCUCCUCAUCAGACUACCAGACAACUAUCGUUAACGCUGAAACAAUAACUCUGCCCAGUGACUCACAAUAG